GUCCAAUCUAAUCCGAUACACAUCUCCACUCAUCCAACAAAUAUAUUACAUAAAAAUGAUGAGCACUACUUCACCAUUCACACAAACUUCUAUAAAUAAAAACACAAUAAAAAUCUUCACCCAGCCCAAAGGCAAAAACAAACCGAACAAAAAAAAUAAAUAAGUAUAUAAAUAAAAAUCAAUCUAAUAAAAAUUCAUAGUAUUUUCAGCCGCCGGCAAUGGACACCGUCCGAUCAUUCAAAGGCUACGGCAAAGUCGACGAGGUCGAGCAAGCCGCUUUCCGGCGAAAAACCAGAAAACGCAUUAUCAUCCUCUCCAUCUCAUCCGUCCUCCUCCUCGCCCUCAUCAUCGGCGUCGUCGCCGGAACAGUCUCCCGCAACAAGAAAACCUCAGAUCCCGGCGAAUCUCCGGCGUCCCGGGCAACGGCGGCGGCCGUGAGAUCCAUCUGCAGCGCCACCCGUUACCAGAGCUCGUGCCUCUCGACCCUGAGCUCGGCAAACUCCACCAACCCGGAGAAAAUCUUCGAGCUCUCGCUGACGGUGGUCCUAAAUUCUCUGCAGAAAAUAUCCGAAUUUCCCGGCGAGUACGCCGCGAGGACCGACGACCCGCGGGUGAGGGAGGCGCUGAGCGUCUGCGGGACGGUGCUGAGCGACGCCGUCGACCACCUCAACGACUCGAUCGCCGCCGCGCGCGGUGGCGGCGGCGGGAUCGAGGACCUGAAGACGUGGCUGAGCACGGCGGUCACCGACCAGGAGACGUGCGCGGACUCCCUCCGCGAGGCGGGCGCGGCGUUCGCCGGCGAGGCGGAGGUCCUGAUGAGGAACUCGACGGAGCUCGCGAGCAACAGCCUGGCCAUCGUAUCGAGGAUAAUCGGGGCCAUCGACGUCCCGAUCCACCGGCGGCGGAGGAUGCUGGGGGUGGCGCCGCCGGAGAUGGAUAUGCCGGCGUGGGUGGAUCGGAGGCUGCUGCAGCAGGCGGCGGUGAGGCCGGACGUGACGGUGGCGGCGGACGGGAGUGGCGACGUGAGGACGGUGGGGGAGGCGGUGGAGAGGAUACCGAAGAAGAGCAAGGCGAGGUUCGUGAUAUACGUGAAGGCCGGAGUUUACGUGGAGAAUGUGGUACUUGACAAGUCGUGCUGGAACGUCAUGAUUUACGGCGACGGUAAAAACGCUACCAUUAUCUCCGGCAGCAAGAACUUCGUGGACGGGACUCCCACCUUCUCCACGGCCACCUUUGUGCCUGACUACGGGCUACAAUUUGGCUUGAACCCACCUAUCCCGAGUCCCGACCCGAAACAUUUAAGACUGAUCACAUUCUACUCUAUCUCUAAUUCACCAGCCGUUGCCGGGAGAGGGUUCAUCGCACGUGACAUAGGGUUCAAAAACACUGCCGGCCCCAACAAGCACCAAGCGGUGGCCUUCCGUUCGGGCUCCGACCAGUCUGUUUUCUACCGGUGCACUUUCGACGCCUUCCAAGACACGCUCUACGCUCACUCCAACCGUCAAUUUUACCGAGAAUGCGACAUAACCGGCACAAUCGACUUCAUUUUCGGCAACUCGGCUGUCGUUUUCCAAAACUGCAACAUCUUGCCGAGACAACCUUUGACUAACCAAUUCGUGACGAUCACGGCCCAAGGGAAGAAGGACCCGAAUCAAAACACGGGGAUUUCGAUCCAAAGGUGCGCGAUUAGCCCGUUGGACAAUCUCUCGGCCCCGACUUAUCUGGGCCGGCCAUGGAAGGAUUACUCGACUACAGUUAUAAUGGAAACGAGCAUUGGUGGGUUCUUGAAUCCGAGAGGUUGGAUUUCGUGGGUUUCGAAUGUGGAUCCGCCUAGCUCGAUUUUUUACGGUGAGUAUAGGAACACUGGUCUCGGGGCAAACACGGCCAAUCGGGUUUCGUGGGCCGGAUACAAGGCCAGCAUGACGGCGAGCGAGGCCUCCAAGUAUAAUGUGGACUCCUUUAUCGAGGGUCGAUCGUGGUUGCCGGCUACAACUGUGAAAUUUGACUCGACUUAA
Striga asiatica is the source of this 2015-nucleotide messenger RNA. NCBI's taxonomy places the organism in Eukaryota, Viridiplantae, Streptophyta, Magnoliopsida, Lamiales, Orobanchaceae. The record is from the annotation of a GenBank genome assembly.